UUGCCAGUUCGUAGUUAAUAGGACUGAAAAGGGAACCAAACUCAGGCCUCAGAUAUCUCUUUGAUCAGUCGCUGAACGGACUCCGGCCUGGUUAGCUUUUCCGUGAUUUGGAAAUUGGUAGAACAUUUCUGGAUGGCAUUACUGUUAAUUAACACACUCUAACAGACGUUUCAGAACGAAAGACAAAGCUGACGAGUUCUAAAUUUUUAAAAUGUUACUGUUGUAGCUCUGCGAAAAUAGAUGAAAACUGUACGAUAUCAACAUUUUCUAAAAACGGAAAAUAGACCUAGCAGCUCAGCCUGAUGAGAUUUAGUUUGAUUUCGUGAAUAUUUGACUGAUAUUUUUGAAGGUUAAGAAAAAGUAUUUCGCAUCCAAUGUUCAAACACUUCAAGCGAGAUUAAUCUAUUUUAAGACGUUAGAGUACGUAGGUUGUGCACUCUUCUUCUGUUUAGUAAGAAAUAGCGAGAUAAAGGUUCUCUCUAACUCGGCUCCACAAUGUUGAAACGAGUGACAAGAACCAUCAUGUUGGUUUGCCUUCAGUUGUUGACUGCCACUUGCAGUACCACAUCAGAACAGUUGUCCGCGCCAUUUGAAAGAAAGAUCUCAACAGAGGAUCUACAGGGUGGGCCAUAUAGCUUACCUUGGAGAAAAUCCCUCGAGCCUCAACUGGUGUUUCGACCCCAGCCACAUAAUCAGGGUUUUCUGAAAACUCAUCAUGGGGUGAUUCUAGGACCCAAACAACAAAACGAUCGACUAGUGUUAUCAGAGGCCAAAGAAGAAGAUUCCAGUGGUCAACCUGAGCGGACGAAGAGAGCGCUCUCAGGAGAACCGACUCCAAGCAUUGAAUAUCAUUUCAGUCCGUUAAUAUCACUAAGGUCUGGUUUCCCCGACGAUGAACAUGAAAAUGAGACACACUGUACCCGUGAAAAAUCGAAAAAUCAUAACGUCCAUCACAGAACAAAGAAAGAUGCGAGUGAUGAAGAUCAGCUGACAUCAGAAACUUCUCAAAGUUCUGCUGAUCAUGCCCUUCAACCCAUAUUUCCCUCUACGUCGUCUGAAAACGAACCUAUUUUGUCACUGAACGGGAAGCAAGGGGAAGCAUUUCUUCUAGAAGUCAGCGAAUCGCCCCUGCAGCCAUCACUUACUCUCGUCACAUCACCUUUCAAGGAACCACCACCACUUCAAGGUCACGUCAGUAUUCCCCAUAAUGAAGUUCCUGACGUCAGCCGGCCAAUCAGAUUUCAGCACCCUAUUCCACCAGUCAUAACUGCAAGUGAACUACCACCAAACAAAUUUCAGGACAGCAUUGUCCCGAACAGACAUCAGGACAACGCUCCGAUAUCUCUUCCGCCUUAUGACCAUGACAAUCACCCCACAACAAAACAGAAUCCAAUCAGUAUUGGAGACCCAGCCUUCCAUGUGGAACCUUCCCCUACAAAAGAAAGUGCAUUUCUGAAACUGGAACCAGUUCAGGCAAUUCCAAAUGAACAUGCAGAGAGCGCUAUCAGUUCAUUGGAUGGCCCAGGUGUAUUGAGAGUUCAUCGACCACCUGAAACUGUAACGCAAAUCGACUCUUUUAUUCAAAAGGAUCCUGAUACUAAUCCCUUUGGGCCUCCUGUCUACAUCCCCUCGGAGGGUGUCAAGCUAGAUCUUGGUUUUCCAAAGCAAACAGAACCAGCAACAUACCCUCUGGAAACAAAAGAUAAACUUCAUGAUCAUUCUGACACUGAUGACCAUAUUUUGCCUCCUCCUCCUCUAAGAAAAGUUUCAACAGGUAUUCUUGAGCCUAAUUCAGGUGAUCUUACAAGCAGGAAGAACCCUGAUAUUUUGAUUCCAUCUACUGACACUCACACCUCUGCCCAUUUCCCCACAGCACUCCCACCCACGGAGGAUGCUAUAAUAGAAGGCCAAGACCAGCCUCAAAUUGACCUUGUCAGUUCAUCCGCUCCGUAUUCGACUCUUUCAGAAGUACCACACUUGAAAAACUUACCCGCACUUCUACGUGGCUCAGAAAUUUCGCCAACUCCAGGCCCAAUUGACCCUCCUCUUCAGAAGGAAAUCCCUUUGCCUCCAUCGAGAGAAAUUCAAAUUGAAGCUUUCCUGACCAACACGAAUUUCCAAGAGCCGUCACCCUAUUUUCAGGCGCCCCAAACUGCCAGUCCACUGAUCACGCCGUAUAAUCCCUACACGACGCUUUUCAUGCCCCAGUUCGGAGGAGGCGUCGGUAUUGGCGGCGGAUCACCUUUCAGUUUGUUUCCGCAAGUGCCUCUUUUUAAUUACCCUUUGAUCGGGGGUAAUUUCUUUAACUAAUUCUAUUGAAUGUAAAUAAGUUUUCCGUUUGUAUGAACAAUGUUACAGCACAAGAGUCAUGAGUUCAGCUUAUCCAGUAAACUGAAUAAUUUUGUACAUGGUGUAAAUUUAACUCUUAUUAUGAAAUGGAGAGCGUUGGUUUGGUACUCCACAUUUUAUUUAUAUGUUCCCUCGUUAUUUUGAUAAACUAUUCUUAAGCCUCUGAAAAACACUUCAGUCUGUAUAGUUAAAGAAAAAAAACACACAAGAAUGAAUACAUUAACUAUCAGCAAGUAAAACCAAGUAAAAAGUUAGUAACGACAAAAGCUUUUUAGUUAUUCACAUUAAAAUACAAAAGUAUUGAGAGAGUAAAACAAAGUAGAUAGAAACAUUAUAAACUUCACAGCAAAAACGAAUGAUAAGGAUAACUGUCAAUGUCACGAUUCUAAUUUCUUAAAAUAACUUUGAUAACUAAGAAAUUCUGAAUAAGGAUUCUUCACUGAAGUAGUGAAAACCGAAUGGUUUUAGAGUCUUCCGCCUGUGAUACAACUUCUACAUGUUCCCGUAUUAGUAAUUGCCUUGGCUUUACCAGCAAGCAACCACUACAAGAAGAAAUGCGUGUUCUUGUCUUCUUUUCCAGGCUGACUUCUUAGACUGCCCAACAUUAGUGGUGCUACAGGAGUCACUCUUAGUAAGCUUAAUCAAAAUUUGCUUUGUCAACAACCUCUAUGUGCCAAAUAAAAAAAGUGUAAAGCAAAAUAAUGCAAUACUUUUACUCU
Molecule: messenger RNA, 3068 nt
Organism: Macrobrachium nipponense
Lineage: Eukaryota; Metazoa; Arthropoda; Malacostraca; Decapoda; Palaemonidae
Exons: 3
Coding region: 496-2310 (604 amino acids)
Source: RefSeq, a predicted model, not a curated record